AUGGACAACUACAUCCUGACCCUCUCGUGCCCCGACCGUCCCGGCAUCGUGCACUCGGUGACGGGCUUCCUGACCCAGCAUGACCUCAACAUCGUCGACUCGUCGCAAUUCGGCGAUCCCACCUCGAAACGAUUCUUCCUGCGCAUCCACUUUGCCCCUGCCUCCAAGGGCAAAGAGAGGAACAGCCUGGACCAAUUGAAGCAGGCCUUCGAACCUGUCGCCCAGGAGCACAACAUGGACUUCCAGCUCUGUCCGGUCUCGCAGAAACCCCGCGUGUUGAUCAUGGUGUCCAAGAUCGGCCACUGCCUCAACGACCUCCUCUUCCGACAGUCCACGGGACAAUUGAGCAUCCACGUGCCGGUGAUCGUCUCGAACCAUCCCGACUACGCGCCGCUGGCGGCGACCUACAAUGUGCCCUUUGUGCAUCUGCCCGUUACGCCCGAGACGAAGCGCGAGCAGGAGGAGCGGGUGUUGGAGCUGGUGCAGGAACACAAUGUGGACUUGGUCGUGCUGGCAAGAUACAUGCAGGUGCUGUCGCCACGGUUGUGUGAGGUGAUGUCUGGAAAGAUCAUCAACAUUCACCACAGCUUCUUGCCGUCGUUCAAGGGCGCGAAACCGUAUCAUCAGGCUUUCGACCGCGGUGUGAAGAUUGUCGGAGCGACGGCUCAUUUUGUUACGAGUGAUCUGGACGAGGGGCCGAUCAUCGAACAGGACGUCGUGCGCGUGAACCACGCGAUGAGUCCCAAGGAGUUGACGCAUGCGGGCAGUACGGUUGAGAGCAAUGUAUUGGCGCGGGCUGUCAAGACUGUGACGGAGCGCAGAGUUUUGCUCAAUGGACAUAAAACGGUUGUCUUCAAUUAG
Molecule: messenger RNA, 861 nt
Organism: Aspergillus glaucus CBS 516.65
Lineage: Eukaryota; Fungi; Ascomycota; Eurotiomycetes; Eurotiales; Aspergillaceae
Product: formyltetrahydrofolate deformylase
Exons: 1
Coding region: 1-861 (286 amino acids)
Biological process (GO): 'de novo' IMP biosynthetic process
Molecular function (GO): formyltetrahydrofolate deformylase activity
Source: RefSeq, a predicted model, not a curated record